AUGGCGACAUUGAACCAAACAUUCCAAACGGACCUCAACAACCUCACACAUUGCUGCCCGCAGCAACCCAAACAACAAAUGCCCCGCCUUCCCCUCGAAGAAGGGCUCCAAUGGGGCUCCGACCCCAGCUUCUGCUACCACGGCUUCUCAUGUCCAAUCGGCACCUGGACAGAAGACCGACUCGUCCAAAACCUAAUGCGCAACAUGGCCAGCAUCUGCACAAGCGUCAACAUCGGCUUCGACAUCCCCGAGACAACCGACUCGGAAUUCACAAAACCCUGCCUGGAUCCCAUGCAACUAAACGGGUUCACACUCCCAAUGUUCCAGCCUUCACUGGUUCCAGUCCCACGGGAUGAAAGACUAUCAGAGACACCUUCGUCCCCACUCUCCUCCUCCUCAUCAAGCCAAGGCCAAAGAUCUUCAUCGGCUUCUUCAUUCCCGUCAGAUAUUGGCGAGUGCACGCGACGGGCCAGCUGUGCCAGGGCUGCGAAUAAGGUUGGAGUCAGGAAGAGGAAGUGUGUGCAGAAGGCUGGUCAGAAGUUGUGUCAUUGUCGGUCUGAGAAGAGGAGGAGGGAGAUUAUUGGGGAGAGGUAUAAGGAGCUCUGUAGUAUUGUGCCGGGGCUACAGGAGCAUUCUUAUACGAGGAAAUAUGUGCUUGAGGAGGCCGCAUUGUGGAUUCAGUCUUUGCUGAAGGGGAAUGAUGAGCUGCGGAAACAACUUGCGGACUUAGAGGGGCAGGGCCCACAGCAGGUGGAUAAUGUUUGGUCAUGUGACCUCGAGAUGCUGCCUUCGCACUUGCAUUAA
Penicillium bovifimosum is the source of this 804-nucleotide messenger RNA. RefSeq names its product basic helix-loop-helix domain-containing protein. Bases 1 to 804 code for a protein of 267 amino acids. The record is from RefSeq and is a predicted model, not a curated record. Gene Ontology annotation, molecular function: protein dimerization activity. The transcript has a single exon. NCBI's taxonomy places the organism in Eukaryota, Fungi, Ascomycota, Eurotiomycetes, Eurotiales, Aspergillaceae.